Messenger RNA from Cyprinodon tularosa, 4413 nucleotides. RefSeq names its product G protein-coupled receptor 183a (gene gpr183a). Gene Ontology annotation, molecular function: G protein-coupled receptor activity; oxysterol binding. Lineage: Eukaryota; Metazoa; Chordata; Actinopteri; Cyprinodontiformes; Cyprinodontidae. Bases 487 to 1638 code for a protein of 383 amino acids. The record is from RefSeq and is a predicted model, not a curated record. Gene Ontology annotation, biological process: G protein-coupled receptor signaling pathway. The transcript is spliced from 2 exons. Gene Ontology annotation, cellular component: membrane.
CUGUAUGAUACCCAGAUUUUCUUUUCUCUAGAUCUGGAUCAAUGACUGACCACUUCUUCAAAACCACUUGGCUGAGCUGAGUGGCACUAGGCUUUUUUUUUUUAUCUACACCAAGCAGUUAUUACGUCUAAGGAAAGUAGAUAGCAUCUUAACAAAAACUCCCAAAAGUGAAAGAGGUGGAGAGUGAGAGAAAAAGAGAGAAAGAGAGAAACACAGAUAGAGAGAGAGCUACAGUACUACAGGAUAUUUUGUCACUAUGGUUACUGGCAGCCGAUAUUAAUCUUGAUUUCUGAAUGUCAAACUGUUUUCACACCAGCGUGAGACUGCUGUGCUGUUGGGCAACUAAUUGGAGCUGAACAGCGUUGGACAAAUAUCCAGUGGAUCCAUGUGAUUUCAGUGAAUCUGUAGAGGAGCAUUUUCCAUCUGUGAGCUACCAGUUCCUGAAUCAUCCAUUCUGGUUCUGCAUCUGCAUCUGCGCCAACAGACAUGGCUGUCUUAGCCAACAACAUCACGUGCAACACCCUGUAUGACCAUAAAAAUUAUGCUCGGGUCCUCAUGCCUCUUUUUUAUUGUGUUGUUUUCAUUGUGGGGUUGUUGGGCAAUGGCCUAGCCCUCUACGUCAUCCGUAUAAACCUGAAGAAGAUGAACUCCACAACUUUAUACUCCCUAAACCUCGUCAUCUCUGACAUCCUCUUCACUCUCUCCUUGCCUCUGAGGAUCAUCUAUUACGCUCAGGGCUUCCACUGGUCUCUUGGUGAGGCCCUCUGUAAGAUCUCAGGCUUUGUGUUCUACAUCAACACCUACGCCGGGGUCAACUUCAUGACCUGCCUCAGUGUGGACCGCUUCAUCGCUGUGGUCUUGCCUCUGCGCUUUGCCAAAUUCAGGAAAGUCAGUAAUGUGCGCUACAUCUGCAUUGGUGUGUGGAUGUUGGUUCUAGCGCAGACCCUCCCCCUCCUUGGAAUGGAAAUGACCAAUAUGGAACUUCAGAAUUUUACCACUUGUAUGGAAUACCCUAACUUUGAAAAGGUGGAUGGUAUUGCUAUCAUCCUGAUUGGUGCAGUCUUUCUAGGUUUUAUCAUCCCUGUGAUCACCAUACUGGUCUGUUACUCCUUCUUAAGCACCAAGCUGCACCUCACAGCCAAGAAAAAUCACCUGACAGAAAAGUCUGGCCGCAGUCGUAAGGCCAUUGGCGUGAUCUGCUGCGUGUCUGCAGUGUUUGUGAUCUGCUACAGUCCGUACCACAUCAACAUCCUGCAAUACAUGAUCCGCAAGCUGAUAUCAGAUCCUGGCUGUGUGGAACUCAUGGCCUUUCAGAUUUCACUUCACAUCACGGUCUGUCUAAUGAAUUUCAACUCCUGCUUGGAUCCAUUCAUUUACUUUUUCGCCUGUAAAGGAUACAAAAGGAAACUCCUGAAGUUGCUCAAGAGGCAAGUCAGCAUAUCUUUCUCCAGUGCAGUCAGGACGUCACCUGAAGGCUCUUCCAAGGACUUCAUUGAUGGAAACAAGAUUCACCUGAACAGCGAGAGAAACAGCAACAUGGAAAGGAGAUCACAUGAGAAUGAUCAAAGUAAGGAAGUGAGGCAAAAUGACAGAACUUAUAAAUCUGAAAGAAGCUCUUUUCUCAUGAACAGUUCCUGAUCUUAACUAAAGAUGGACAACAUGAGGCCAGAUCUGAACAAAAUGAGGUUAAGCACAUUUUUCUGUAUUUUGUUUCAACAAGUUAAUUUAAACACUUCAUGUGUAUCUGCAUCAUAGAAUAUGAUGGAUUAAUUAAUAACUGAGAAUGUUGCAGCUAUUUAAAAACAAGAGGUUAUCCCCUCUCCCGUUAACAACACAAUAAAAUGCAGAUGUGAUACAAUGCUAACAUGACACCGUAUCGACGAAUAUAUUUAAUUUAAAAUAAUUAUAGAUUAAAUUGAAGAUACACUGAAGCCUUGUUCUGAAUAUUUAUUAUAGCAGUAACCCACCAUAAAGUUAGAUAUUAAUUUAAAAGUAAUAUUUGUAGAGCUGAAUUGAAAAAAUAGGAUUUGAAAAAAAAAAAAACGGAAUCAAAGAAUGGUUGUGUCCUUCCAAUACUUUUUCAUUGUGGUUUUCUUGAAAAACAAACUUUAGAUAAUGAUAAAAUAAAUUUUUUUCAUAUCUAAAGACAUGAAAGCCGUUUUCUUGUCAUAACGAGAUGCUUGGUGUGUGAUAAAACUGAUUACAUCCUUCAAUGCCACACAAGCGGGAGAGGAUUUAUAAGUCAUGGUAGCCUAUGUAUAAUUCUGUAAAUAUUCCUGUGUGAACUUUUAGGUGAUGAGACAAUGUUUUUGGUUUGAUUAUUUGCUUCCACCAAGGUGCCGGCCAUUUUCUGAACAGUGUUACGCCUGUAAGAUAAAUUAACCCCCAAACUGAGUCCAGAUUAAAGAUUUUAAUUAAAAACAGUCAGAUUUGUUUCUACUGUAUUUCAUGCAAUCCAAUCAUCCACCAGACCUGAAAAAAAGAAAGCAAAAAAAAAACUGACUAUGUGCGCACACGCAUUACCAAGACUGCAUUGUCUCGACCCGAACCGUCCCAGAAGCAUGAUCCAUCCUGCACAUGCAAGAACAAAUAACUUCCCGUAAUGCAAUACUUUGUUUUUCUUACUUUUUAUUUGUUUGUCUUUUUUGGGUUCCUUUGAACAAUUUCGUAUUUUGGUGAAUAUUGCAUAUUCUAAAAACAAAAUAAAAAAAAAAUUAUACAUAAAAACCACUUAAAUAGCCUUUCCAACAUUACAGUACUGUGACUGCUCCGAUCAUGUUCGAUGAUGACGUCACUUAACACAAUGGAGAGAACGUAAAAGUCUUCAAUAUUUUCUAUCGUUGUAGUUUAGCAUUCUUUAAUGUUUUCAGUAACAAGUAUUUUCAGUACCAUCAUUGCAUAGUUUUCAGCGACCCAGAUCUUAUUAUUCUGUUCGGGUAGUGACAUGCACAACCACAGGCACCGCAGGCAUGGAUGGACUGGGAAUCUAGGGCUGUUGGCCAGCCUCAUUCAUACUUAUACAUGUCGUUAUCUCAAGAAAUCAAUAAUUAUCAUGAUAACAAGAUAAUUACCUUGUUAAUUAGAGAAAACAAUUAAUGGUUUAACUGUGAUAAAAAGAUACUUAUGUCAUUAUUUCAAGAAGGCAAAGGAAAAAAAAAGUCAAGUACAACCGCUCUCGGCUUCCAGAGACAAAACUUCUUUUGGUAGCUAACAAAAAUGGCAAAUCAGUCAACUACACAUACAAAUAGCACAACUGGUGGAGUAGGACACUUGCAUAAUGGACCUGGAGCUGGCAUUUCUGAAACAGCUAUCAUGAUAACAUGGCCCAAUAUGUCUGAGGAUUCUUCAACCUAUGCUGUACCACAAAGAAUAGGUAAGCUCUGAAGGCAAGGAGGGUCAAAUCCAGUAAUUCACCUUAUAAAGUGGCUGGUUAGUCUGCAGUAAUUUUUUAAAGCAGUAUUUUACUGUUUUUCUUCAAUAUGGGGUCAGCUGAGACCCUUAGUAUAUUAAUCCUUUUUUUUUUCUUUUCCAAUCUAAAUACAAAAACACACCUGAAUGAAAGAAGUGUAUUACCUUAAUUGGUUCAUUUUUUAUGUGUUUCAGGUGAUCAUUUGUGCCUUUAUUUAGUCCAACCUGAAAUACACAAAAUAGCUGCAAAUAAUAAUAUCACCCAUAAAUUCAGACCUUAGUUAGUAGCAAGUAUAGUGGACAAGUCCAUAUAAAUAUGGAAAACCAUUAGUGCAGAACCAAAAUUGGCAGCUACCUUUGUAUAUUUCUUGUGUGCAGUUAAUCUUUUUUGGGAUGAGAAUGAAAAGGGUUAUCAAACAAUGCAUAAAAGAUAUACUGGAUAUAUAUUUUUGAUUAAAUUUGGCAGUUGUGUCUUAUUAAAUUGGGCAUCUGUCUCUUAAACAUAAUCUACACUACCUUUCAUCCUUCUCCUGAUAAGAUUAUCAGGUUCAUAGUGUUUAGUCAAUUGAGGGAACUUGCAGACAUUUUGUACUUAUAACCUUCCCAUUCCCCAGCCCAAAACGUGAUAGAUUUUUUUUCUUAUUUGAAAAAAAAUCAUUCACUGAUAAGGGUUCCUCAGUGUAAUUCUAAGAUGGUUCUUUCUAAUCUUUUCCACACGGUAUGACUCAUUAGCUUCCUCCAUAACUUGAAUAUGUGGUGCAGCAAGAUGUUCUCCCAAAGGUUUUUCUCUUUAGACUUUGUAACAUUUAUGUAGGAUGGAUAAAAAAAAACCUGAAAAACAAAGAAUGACAUAUCCAUUAUUUAAAGAUAAUGAUAUGUUUUGCCUCUUUUUUUCUUAUCUUUGUAUAUAAAUAUUGCUGUAAUAUGUUGCAUAAAUACUGUUAUUUGGCUGUGUUUUUGCUAUAUUUGAAAAUGAUCUUGAAUAAAAGGAAUUCAUAAACAAAA